UACUCACUUAUAAGUUAUAUCUUUUAUAUUUACAUGAAUGAUAAUAAAUGUUAAAUAAAAGUUAAAUUAAGUAUGCUUGCUGACAUUCAGGUGCAUAAUUUGCUCAACUAUUUGAAGAAUAAGUAGGGUUAUCCUACUUGCCACGGUGUCGGUGUAACACCAUGGUUAAGUUUUUUGUACCAGUCAACAUUUUGACAAAGUCUUUUGAGAUAAAGCUUUGAGACUUUCAACACUUGUGUACCAUCACCAUGUCAGUUUUAGGCAAGAGUACAUAAUUCCAUCAAGGAUUUUGGCUGAAUUAUGGCCCCUUUUAACAUACAAAUCUCGGUUAAAUUUUUCAGGUCACAUUUUGUGUAAUGUUUGACAUAUGGCUUUGAAACUGUUAUCACUUGGUAAUUAUAACAGUCUCUAUCUGUAGGCAAGAGUAUAUAACUCUUGUCAACUAUUCUGGCUGAAUUAUGGCCCUGUUUGGACUUGGAAAUUGGUACAAUUUUUGUACAAGUCAAUGUUUUGUCAAAACUAUUUGAUAUGUGGCUUUGAAACUUUGAACAAUUAUUUAUCAUCAUGAUUUCCAUCAGUAGGCAAGAGUACAUCACUCUGUCAACUUUUUUGGCUAAAUUAUGGCCUCUUUUUGGACUUCGAAAUUAGUUUAAGUUUUCGUAAAAGUCCACUUUUUGUCAAAACUAUUUGACAUGUGCCUUUGUAACUUUGAACACUUGCUUAUCAUCAUGAUUUCCCUCUCUAGGAAAGAGUACAUAACUCUGUCAACUAUUUUGGCUGCAUUAUGGCCCUUUUCGGACUUGGAAAUCAGAUAAGAUAAGUCCAUACUUUGCCUAACCUGUUUGUCAUUAAAAACUCAAAUCAGAAUUAUGGGAAUUGUUUCUCCUGGUGAAGACUGAUAGUGAAUAACUGUUUUAAGUUUCAAGUCAAAAGAUUUGAUAGUAACAGAGAUAUUUGACUUUAUCAAAAACUUCAACAAAAAAAUCUAAGUUAAAAAGGGGCAUAACUCUAUUAGUUUUGAUAAAUAAGUGGCUGUCGGGGAGUCUUUGGAGCGGUUGUUAGCUAAAUGUAGCUGGACCAAAAUGCUUGUGACCAAGGUUCAGUUCAUGGUUGCAGCUGAUAUCCUGCCAAGUGUUCAAUGUGCUUGCUGAUUACUUGAAUAAGUACUGUUUCCAGUAGUAGAAAGUUGACUAGCAACCUGAAUUAUUACCCAACACCUUGUAGAAAUUGCUGGUCAAUAGCUAGCUAUAUGACAGAUCUAUAUUCAGCAUUUAUUGAGCUAAUAUGUCAAAAAUUUAAAAAUAUUAUUUCAGAUGUCAUGUAAUAAAACAUUUAAUGAAGGCUCGCCAGUCAAUAGUGAAAACUAUUUAUUGGCAAGCCAUUUAAUAAAUGUAUAAAUGAUGCUUGAAACGUAAAUAUUACACUUGCCAUGUGCUUUGCUGGGAUAAGUUGUUCCAUCCAAUCCGAACGGGAAUUUGUCAACUACUAAUAUUGAGUAAAUGUUGCCUUGGGAGCAUGAAUAAAUGUAGCUUUGCGAGAAUGAAAUAAAAAUUGUCUUUGGAACAUGAAUAAAAGUUUUGACUUGGGGAGUAUAGAUAAAUGUUGCCUCGGGAGCAUGAAGAAAUGUUGCUUUGUGUCAGAGCAUGAAUUAGGAGUAUGAACAAAUGUUGCCUUAAGAGUAUGAACAAAUGUUGCCUUAAGAGUAUGAACAAAUGUUGUCCUAGGAGUAUGAACAAAUGUUGCCUUGUGAGUAUGAACAAAUGUUGCCCUAAGAGUAUGAACAAAUGUUGCCUUGGGAGUAUGAACAAAUGUUGCCUUGUGAGUAUGAACAAAUGUUGCCCUAGGAGUAUGAACAAAUGUUGCCCUAGGUGUAUGAACAAAUGUUGCCCUAGGAGUAUGAACAAAUGUUGCCCUAAGAGAAUGAACAAAUGUUGCCCUAAGAGUAUGAACAAAUGUUGCCCUAGGAGUAUGAACAAAUGUUGCCUUGGGAGUAUGAACAAAUGUUGCCCUAGGAGUAUGAACAAAUGUUGCCCUAGGAGUAUGAACAAAUGUUGCCUUGGGAGUAUGAACAAAUGUUGCCUUGUGAGUAUGAACAAAUGUUGCCCUAAGAGUAUGAACAAAUGUUGCCUUUGGAGUAUGAACAAAUGUUGCCCUAAGAGUAUGAACAAAUGUUGCCUUAGGAGUAUGAACAAAUGUUGCCUUGGGAGUAUGAACAAAUGUUGCCCUAAGAGUAUGAACAAAUGUUGCCCUGAGAGCAUGAACCGAUUUUGCCUUGGAAACAUGAACAAAUGUUUCCUUUGAGCCAUGAAUAAAUGUUGCCUUUGAAGCAUAAAUAAAUGUUGCCUUUUGAGCAUAAACAAAUGUUGCUUUUGGAUUAUGAACAAAUGUUGCUUUUUGGGCAUUAAUAAAUGGCAACUUGCCUUGGGAGUAUGAAUAAAUGUUACCUUGGGAGCAGAGUCUUUGGAGCAUAGAUAAAUUUUGCUUGUAGAGUAUGAAUAAAUGGUGCCUCAGGAGCAGCAAUAAAUGUUGUCCUGGUAGCAUGAACAAAUGUUUCCUUGAGAGCAUGAAUAAAUGUUCACGUGGUAGCAUGAAGAUUUGUUGCAGUGGUAGCAUGAAAGAAAUGCUGCCUCGGGAGCAUGAAUUAAUGUUAUCUUUUUAACAUGAAUGAAUUUUGCCUUAGGAGUAUGAAUAAAUGUUGUCUCAGGAGCAUUAAUAAAUGUUUCAAAAGUAUAUCAUUAUCAGUAUUAGGUACUUCAUUAGUAUGUAUGAUACAGUUAUUGAAUUAUGUUGAGGUCAAUAUGUGUUUUACGGACCUGUAGACGCAGUCCGAGGUCAGUAUCAUUUUUGCAGGUCCGUAAAAACACAUAUUGACCGAAACCUAAGUCUAUAAUUGUUAUAUUAUAUGCCCUUCUCAAAUGCACUCAUUUAACAUAAGUCUAUAAUUGUUAUAUUAUAUGCCCUUCUUAAAUGCACUCAUUUGACUGGCCCAUAUUUCAUACAUAUAAGAAAAGUGAUAUCACAAGAGUCAUUAUCACUUUUGCGGGUCAAUAUCGCUUUUUGCGGACCCGCACAUGCACCCCUUUCGACCAACAAAAAGAGCACAUUUGAGAAGAGUAUAUAAUAUUAUGAAAUAAAUAUUUUUCCACACAGAAAAUAUUUUAGUUGUUGAUGUUUUGUU
This is a messenger RNA of Mercenaria mercenaria, 3178 nucleotides long. RefSeq names its product cadmium metallothionein-like. Bases 1657 to 2301 code for a protein of 214 amino acids. Lineage: Eukaryota; Metazoa; Mollusca; Bivalvia; Venerida; Veneridae. The transcript has a single exon. The record is from RefSeq and is a predicted model, not a curated record.